This is a messenger RNA of Trematomus bernacchii (emerald rockcod), 489 nucleotides long. It is a transcript of the gene mrpl48, whose product is annotated as mitochondrial ribosomal protein L48. NCBI's taxonomy places the organism in Eukaryota, Metazoa, Chordata, Actinopteri, Perciformes, Nototheniidae. The record is from RefSeq and is a predicted model, not a curated record. The coding region runs from base 1 to 489 and encodes 162 amino acids. Gene Ontology annotation, cellular component: mitochondrial ribosome. The transcript has 5 exons.
AUGCCCACCCACGGGAUCGGGAGGUGGAGACAUCUUUUACCCAAAGAUCCGCCAAAGAAGAAGAGGGACAGGCCGCAGAUGAAGGAGAUCGUCGUGGAGACGGAGACGACGUACGCCACUCUGAACGUCAACGUGUCGGGUUACGACAUGACGAUGGUGGAGCAUUUCUCCCAGCACAUCCACAACCUCUGCAACCGGCUGGGCAUCAAAGUGUUGGACUGCUAUGCUUUGCAAACCAAGACCACCGAGGUCUGGCUGAUGCAGGAGCAAGGCACCAAGAUGUCUGUGGACUCCUUCCUGAAGACUCACAACCGAGUCGUGCAGUUAAGAAGUCUGAACGCCACCAUGUGUCCUAUUUUCCUGGAGGUUCUUUUGAAGAAUCAACCAGAGGGAGUGCAGCUCUCUGUGCAGGAGCACACAGAGGUGGAUUACAAAGCUCGCUUCAAGGGCCGUCCUGAACUCGAGGGUCUCAAGGCGAAGAUCGCCUAA